This is a messenger RNA of Auanema sp. JU1783, 2301 nucleotides long. Lineage: Eukaryota; Metazoa; Nematoda; Chromadorea; Rhabditida; Rhabditidae. The record is from the annotation of a GenBank genome assembly.
AUGACAUCCACAAUCGUGGAUGAUCAUACAAGCAAUUUAGCUGAUUUUGGUACUUCUGAAGAGCUUUGGGAUGAUGAUGUUGCCCAUGAAGAAGUCAUAGGAGAUGAUGUUGGGAGUCAUUUUAUUGAGGUUGGAAGUGCAGACGUAGAUCAAAGCUUUGUGGAAGAUGUGGAAGAAGGAAUCGAUGAAUCUGUUGCCUAUGAAAACACGGUACUCCAAAUGAAAAAUGGCAGGCCUGUGUUCACGUUGAAUCUUCCCGAUUUGCUGGCUCAUCCUAAGACACUCACUUCUGGAGAAACAUUCUAUAUAUGUUUUUCCAAAAAGUGUGCUCGGCAAUUAGCAUACUCUGGAUAUAUUUAUAAUAUGGCUGAUAUCGAAGAUGGUUACAACUUUUGGCGAUGUGCUAACCCUGGGUGUACAGGAUCGAUAAGGUCCGGACCUAAUUUCGAAAGUAUCGAAAUUCAAGCAGAGCAUCUACCUGAUUGUGUAGCUGAUGAUAAACAGGUCCGUCUCCGUGUUUGUAUUUAUGAUCUAAGGUUAAUGGCCGAGUUCACUGAUAUUGAUCUUCUCGCGCUAUAUAACGCUUACGUUGAGAAGGUGCGAACAGAGCAAGCUGAUAUAGGUCAUCUUUUCCCUUCGUUCGAAACUAUCAAGGAAAGAUUAGAAAGGCAUCGGAAUCAACUGAUUUUCCGGAGAAAUUUUGAAAUAAGAAAACUACAAACCAUGCGGAGAAAACCUUAUGUUUGUCCACCGAAUAGACCUGAUCCCAGUAUUCAGUUCCGUAGAACUAAGGCUUUCCCACCCUCGAUUUGUGUGGAAUGCAAUUUAGAAAUUCAUUCUAAUGAAAUAGCUCCUUCUCAUGAUUUACUUAUUGAUCAUCUUGAUUAUCAACAUCAAAGACAGCUACAAGUGGAAAGGUACACAUUUCCUGAAGCAGCACUAUUCGAACAAUGGAUCAGAGAAUUGCAACAACAUAGUCGUUACCGUCUACGUAAAUUGGGCUUAUAUGAUGAACAUAUGUAUUAUUUGUGUCAUUCUGAUGACCGCCAACAACGUUGCAAUCAUGGAAAAGGAAGUGUUAUAAAUUUGCAUUGCUCGGCUUUUGUCAGAGUUCACGAUUGGAGGUAUAUAUUACGAAGAGAAAUCAAGCCGGUAGUCGUAGAUUAUUGUUUAGAUCAUAUGUUUCAUUCUGAAGAUUCCCCUUUACUGGAGAUGUGUAGACAGCCAUUAUAUGUUUAUUACUCCCCGGAUGUUUUCAUUAAAGAUCUAGAAGCGAGAAGGCAAAGAACACAACUCUUGCUAAAAUCAAACAGCUCCUUGCAGCGAGUGAAAAGGGUUAUUCCUCAAAAUAUGGAAACUUCACCCAUAAAUGCUGUUCAAGCCCAUCCUGAAAGAACCACUCGUUAUGUUUAUAAGUCUUCAAAUGAAAUAACAGCAGGGCCAUCUGUCGAUACUGAUGGAGGGGAACAGUGGCUUAUGGAUACCGUUGAAGAUGCAAGUAAAAUAAAUUCCACUCUAACUGAUGGGUGUUGCUCUGUAACCUCUCCUUCUAAGAUUUCAAGGAAAAUGACACUCGAGGAAAAAAGCGUAUUUGAUAUAGUUCAUCGCAUCGAUAUUCAGUGUGAAAUUUUGAAACAACGAAUGCAGCACUGCAGAAGAUCGGAAGUAGCAAGAAAGUAUCUGUCAAGGAUUUCAUCCGUUCUUGACGAUAUUAUGGCGGAUCCAUUCUGUUCUCCCAGGGGAACCGCUAGUAUGGACAUGAUAAAUCCUGGCACUCCCAAACUUUCAGAGACAGGUCUAGAUUCAGAUAAAAACAAACACGCUUUGAAACUCACUCCGAUCUCAGUAACUAAAGCUAAGCAUAGUCUCACAACUAAUCCCGACAAUAAUAUUCGUCAAGCUAUGUUCUUACGAAGGGGAGAAAAUGGAGAAAUGGUGAUUGUGCGAAGAACAAUGAAAAAGUUUCGAAAAUUGGUACAUGUACCUGAUGAGCAAGUUCCUGUUUCUACUUCAUAUUCAAAUACUUAUGAGACAACUAUCCAAAAAACUGAGGACUCUCCUGACAUAAAAAAUAUUCCUGAUGAUCUCGUUCAAGCCGAUGAUAGUAUCGUUGAAACUUUGCAUAUGAAUCAUGCGCAUUUAAAAGACAUGGAACCGAGUUCUAACGAUGAAAUUAUCAAUGUACAUGAUAUGAAACCAGCGAUAGAUGUAGCAGAAGAUCUCGAGGAGAAGAAUGGAACGGAAGUUUCUCCUCCCAAGCGAAGUCGCGGUCGUCCAAGAAAGGUGUAUUCUCCUUCGUGA